GCGAAGGCUAACGAGAGGCGAUACUUGGAGUACACUCUCGUCACGAUGUUGCUUUUGGGAUUGCUGAUACUUUUGGUAACAAGAGACGUUUCUAGCGCGGGAGCCCCCCACCACCCUAGCGGCGGCUCUAACACACAUGGCACUGGAACGGGUUCUACCGGAACUGACCACGCAACAGGCGGUACUGGAUCAACUGGCACGGACCAUGCUGUUGGGACCGGGACUCAUGUCACUGGCCAUAGCACCAGUGUAACGGACGCGGCGAUUUUCAAUACGGCAAAUCUGUGCGGCGAGUUGGCGUCCAUCAACUGCAAUGGAACUGGAACCCCUGUGUGUGGCUCGGACGGACGCACGUACGAGAACCACUGCUUUCUUGUACAGUCUGCCUGUCUCACUGGCCAGACACUGGAUAUCGUCACAAACGGAAGCUGUGAUUCAACCACUUUGCAUUCUACAACAGCUACUACUGGUGCCCCAAUUGUGACGUUCGCGGUCACGACCGACGCUACGCCGAAAACCACCGUCAUAAUGACAACGAGUACGGCGUCACCUCCGCCUUCGACGACGGACUACGUGGACCCAAUGGCCAGUAUAAUACAGAGUGUGUUCUGCUCAAACGCGGCGGCCGUUUCAUGUCAGUUCAGCGGCCUAGUUAUUAUUUGUGGAAGUAACGGACUGCUCUAUCCUAACCAGUGUGAGCUGACAAAGGCAAAGUGCUUUGACAACAGCUUGACCAUUAUGUCGGACCUCACUACAUGUCCUGUGCCAGGGCGCUGACAAUUUCUACAUCUUGUGAAACUUUGUGUUGUUUGUGCUCAGUGUAAUAAUACUUGGGUAUAUUAUUAGAAUACCAACACAGAGUCA
Messenger RNA from Mya arenaria, 864 nucleotides. Its product is annotated as tomoregulin-2-like. NCBI's taxonomy places the organism in Eukaryota, Metazoa, Mollusca, Bivalvia, Myida, Myidae. The record is from RefSeq and is a predicted model, not a curated record. Bases 46 to 777 code for a protein of 243 amino acids. The transcript is spliced from 5 exons. Gene Ontology annotation, molecular function: protein binding.